AUGAGCAACUUCGAAACUCCAUCAUCAGCCCUUCAAGCAAGCGCAGAAAAGUACCCCAAUCGCGUUGUACUGAAGAUCCCAAACCAAUCACCUGAGGGAUUAGUGUUCAAGGAUGUCACUCUAGUUCAAUUUCGAAAGGACGUUGAGUUGUCUGCAAGAUAUUGGAAGAAUCAGAUUUCUCAAGUCGGAGCCAAGGACAGGGCAGUUGUUGGUGUCUGGCUUAGAGGCUACUCUUACUCGGAUGCAGUCCAUAUCUGGGGCCUCAGCUGGGCAGGCUACAUCCCUCAGCUGAUUUCCCUUCGGAUGACUGACCCAACUGUUGUCUAUGAGCUUCUCGAAAAUGGCCAGGCUGUGGCUUUGGUGUAUGAACCUCAGUUCGAAUCGAUGCUCCAGAAUGCACCCUUGCCAAUCUUCCGGGGUGGCGAUGAUUGUUUCAAAGCGAGUCUGGAAGAAUUGCCCCCUGGAGCUCCUUGGUUACCUACCAAGCCUGACGAAGUAGUGUUCAUCUAUCAUACUUCUGGAUCGACCUCGGGUAUUCCAAAACUUGUCCCUGACACUGCAAAAUGGGUAGACCACAUCAUUCGAAAGUCUGGAACUUGGGAAGCCGGGUGCAACAUGUCCAGAGAACGUAUGACCAGCUCGCACAUUGGGAGCUUCUGCCAUAUGGCUGCAUCCUUCAUCUUAUGGUUCGCUGUAAGAGAAGGGUCUUGUGUCAUCUUGCCAAGUGUAAUGCCCCAGCCUAUAUCUGAGAUCAAGUAUCUCCUCGAUGAACAUGGCUUAUCCAACCUUUGUCUUUUUCCACCCUUUAUGUCCGCCAUCAUCCGGCAAGCUCGUAACGACCCAUCCCUUCUUGCAUCACUCAAGAAGGCAGAUUGCGUGGGGUCUGGAGGGUUGGAUCCAGAUCCUGCAGAUGUAGCUUGGGGACGAAGCCAGGGCCUUCACAUGCUUAACGUCCUUGGAUCUACGGAGCUUGGUAUGCCUAUGCAAUCCGAUGCUCGAGAGAAUACCGACUACCUGCUGCCAUUAUCUGGUAGUAAGUAUGAGUUUGUUCCCAUAGGGGAUAGCCUGGAGUCGGGUGAGCCACUACUGGAGCUAGUAUGUCUCCCAGAGUCACCAGAUUGUCCCGUCCCUAGUCUGUGCGCCGCCAAUGGAAAAUUUUACUCGGGAGACCUGUUUAUCGAGCCUUCGCCUGGUAAGUACUUAUGUAAGGGCCGGAAUGACAACUGGAUCAAAAUGCAGUCGGCCCUCCGAUGUGACACCGCCUCCAUCGAGUUCAAUGUUAUGGAAACUUGUGGCGACGAUUUGGUCAAUGCUGUUAUCGUGGUAGGAAUGGGACGACCCUGCCCGACAAUCAUGGUUGAGCCGAAGGGCAAUUCAAUCAUGAGCUCUGAGGCAGUUGAUGACUCGGAAUCAGCGGAGAAGCUGAAGGGGGAAAUAUUGAAGAGGAUCGAGCCAUUUCACAAGAGGCGAUAUGAGCAUGAAAGGGUUAGUCACACGAGGUACAUCGUCGUUGUUCCCCAAGGAUCUAUGCCUCGAACUAUCACCAAGGGAAACGUACGUCGAAAGGAAGUUGAGAAAAUGUAUGAGGCAAUGUUGGAUACCUUGUACGCGAUAUAA
Molecule: messenger RNA, 1617 nt
Organism: Fusarium venenatum
Lineage: Eukaryota; Fungi; Ascomycota; Sordariomycetes; Hypocreales; Nectriaceae
Biological process (GO): fatty acid metabolic process
Molecular function (GO): medium-chain fatty acid-CoA ligase activity
Source: RefSeq, a predicted model, not a curated record